AUGAUUAUUGCUAUUCUAAUUGCAUUUUUUUUUUCAAACGUUAUGGAUUUCCUAAAUUAAACAGAAAUCAUCUUUUCACUUGAAACGAAGUUCUCCAUAAAUCCAGAUGAGAUGAUUUUGACAUCAUAAAAUUAUAUGGCAGCAUUUUCCAUAGAAUAAGUAGGAUAUGUACUCAACCCAUUCUUCAACAUCUCAAUAGAAUAAAGGUAUUAUUUUAUUGAUUCAGACAAUACAUUCGAGAUGAAAACGGGAAGUUAAACAAAAACAUAACCUACAUCCCAUUGGAAGCUUGCACAUUAUCACAUUUCGAUCUUUUGUUGAACGAAUCAAAUAUCAAUUUCCAGGAGCAAUUCAAUUAGCUUGAUUUGUCAAAUUGGUUGUGUCCCAGGUACAUUAAUUGAAUAAAUUAAGAAAGGAUUUUUAAUUCAAACUUAGCGGUACAUAUUCUAGUUAGGAAUUUAACUUUAUCAAAAUUGUUGUGAAUGAUUGUUAAUAGAAUUAAGAGAAUGAAACAGGAUGGAAUCCAGUUUGUGCCUCAGAAUAAGCAAAAUAAUAACACCUAUAAAAGGAAGGAUAAUUUAAAUUUUAAAUUUAUUAAGUCAAUUCUGUUGUCAAUCCAGAUUAACCAAAGACUUAUGUGAGCUCAUAUUUGGAUGGAGAAAUGUACUUUACUUUUGUUCCAAAAAAGAUGUCCAGACAAGCCAACUUAUUUUACAGAAAAUAUAAAUUCUUUAAUGAUUUAUCACUAUUGCCACUAGAGUAUUCUUAAUGUAUAUACUAAUAAGGAACAUCCAUGAAGAGGAAGUUAUUGUUAGAGAGAACUCAGAUUAUAGAGAUUUAACAGAGCUAGGAAGGGAUACAGAUGACAAUUACGCAAUUAUUUAUUUGAGGAGAAGCUAAUUUACCGAGAUUGUCAAUAGAAGAUAUACUUAGAUAGGGGAACUUCUUUCUUAUUUAGGAGGUUUUCUAUAAAUAAUGAUAACUGGACUAGGGAUCUUCAUUAUGUACUAUAAUAAGGUUUAAAGUAUCAAUAUAGAGUAUAUUUAGUGCAGAUCGAACUAUCAAAUAAGCUAUAUAAUUUUAAGAUAAAUUCUGGGAAUGAGUAAAAUUAGAUGAGCAUAAUAAAACCUAGUUAAAUAUCGAAUGCAAAGAGUCUAUCAAUAUCUGUUGAAGACUCACAGAAUCAGAAUUUGAAUGAGAGUAUUGCUGAUGAGAAACAAAAGAAGAACUAUCUUAAGAAAGCCAUUAUUAAAUAGUUUUAGUAGUUGAAUCGGGUUAGUCUAUCAAUGAAGUUAAUCUUAAAUUAGAUGACUUUUGGAUUAUUGUUCAAUAAUAAUGAUUCGCAAUUUUUGACCAAGGCUAUGUACUUUAUAUUCGUAUUUUAUCAAUUUAGUAAUAAAGUGAAUAAUGACCUCAAUAUCCACGAUAUCCUUUACAAGAUAUAGGAAGUAUAGAAAUUGAAACAAGUAUUAUUAAGAAGAUCUCAAAUUAUUUUAUUUAAUUUCACUCCUAAGCCUCUGAUUACUCUGGAUGAUGAUUAUCAUUUGCCAAAUCGAAUGGAUAUUGAAGAGAAUUUAAGUGAUUUGGUCAAUUCGAACUUCGGAGAAAAUAGUGAAAAGAAUGAGAAGAAUGAGAAGAAUUUGUUCACUGAUUUGUACAAUGUAUAAUUGCUUAUAAAAUGAAGGCUUAUUUGGAGAUAAAGAAGGAAUUGGAGGAUGAGUCAAUGCCUUUUUGUUAGUUUUCAUUGAAUGCGUAAUUAGCCUUAGAAUUAGGGCCGUAAAUGCAGGAGAUCUUCAAGAAUUAGGAGUUGAUCGAGAAUCAGGAAAAGGUGGCAUACUCAGUUAUAUUAAAGUCUGUAAAUGAAUGA
Molecule: messenger RNA, 1867 nt
Organism: Paramecium octaurelia
Lineage: Eukaryota; Ciliophora; Oligohymenophorea; Peniculida; Parameciidae
Source: the annotation of a GenBank genome assembly